UACACAUGUCUGGACUUGAGAGAUAUUGAUCGUAUAACCCAUAAUAAUAAGUACAAAAACAGAGUGCCAUCGAAUUAUAGCUGGCACACUUCACAACUUACUAUGCCUGGAUCAAGAAGAAAAGCAGCCUCCAGUCCAGGGGAUGCUGAACCCAGUACCAAGCGGGUGAAGACAGAAUCUGUGAUAGGUGGCGUCACUGUCCAGUGGGAGGUUGAGGACAGGAAGAACACAUGGAUGUCAUACCCUGCCAGUCAGCAAGGAGAGAUUACUGAGGGGUUUAAUAAUAAGGAGAAGCAGGUGGCACUUGUUGAUGCAAAGGGUGAUGAAGUGACAGUGCUGUUUGAUAAAAUGACGCAGAAGAGCAAAAAGACGGGAUGGGAGAAGAGGAUUCACUGCGCAGUACAGGAGAAAGAAGGGACAGAUUUCUACACAUGGCAAUGGAAAGAUGAUAAAAACCAUUGGAGUUUCUUUGGUGUUGAUAUCAGUGUCAAGCUCGAAAAAUCAUUCCAGAGUCAGGACGACACUGUUUCAUUAACAAUAGCAAAUAAAUCAUAUACAGUGGAUAUAAAAAAGAUGGAACAGAAAAAUGAUGCUACAGGGUUCUCCAGAAAGAUUGCAAGACAGAUUUCAGAUGCUACAGCAUUACCAGAACCACCACCAUCAGUCAAAGCAGCCAUUGUUGCAAAGCCUUCUGGGAAGAGGAAAGCUGCAGAGAAUGAUGUCGAUGAGACGGGGGAUGCAAUGCCUGCUGGAAAAAAAGGGAGGUCGGGGCACAGUGCAGUUAAACAAGAGAAAGAAGCAGCAUCAGCAAAACCUUCCACGUCAAAGACGGUCCUGUUAAAAGGCAAGGCCCCGGUGGACCCAGAGUGCGUCCAGAAAGUAGGCAAGGCUCAUGUGUACUACGAGGGCAGUGAUGUCUAUGAUUGUAUGCUGAACCAGACAAACCUUUCAAACAACAACAACAAGUAUUACCUGUGUCAGCUGCUGCAGGAUGAUGGGAAGAAGUCGUACAGCGUGUGGUUCCGCUGGGGUCGCGUUGGGAAGAAAGGACAGAACUCUCUCUUCCCGUGUGGACCAGACCUGGAGGAGGCAAAGAGCAUCUUCUGCACAAAAUUUCAUGACAAAACCAAAAACGAAUGGUCUAUGAGAGACAAAUUCCAGAAAGUCCCUGGAAAAUAUGACCUCAUCAAGAUGGACUAUAAUGCUUCUGAUGAGACAGACUCGGGUAAAAAGAAACCCGAGAAGCAAGAAAAAGUUCCUCCGUCCAAACUUGACCCCCGUGUCCAGAACCUGGUCAACUUGAUCUGUGACAUCAAGACUAUGGAGGAUGCUGUCCUGGAGAUGAAAUAUGAUGCACAGAAGGCACCUUUAG
This is a messenger RNA of Lingula anatina, 1372 nucleotides long. Its product is annotated as poly [ADP-ribose] polymerase 2-like. The record is from RefSeq and is a predicted model, not a curated record. Gene Ontology annotation, molecular function: zinc ion binding; NAD+ poly-ADP-ribosyltransferase activity. Gene Ontology annotation, biological process: protein poly-ADP-ribosylation; double-strand break repair. Lineage: Eukaryota; Metazoa; Brachiopoda; Lingulata; Lingulida; Lingulidae. Gene Ontology annotation, cellular component: nucleolus.